Acyrthosiphon pisum (pea aphid) is the source of this 540-nucleotide messenger RNA. Its product is annotated as DNA replication licensing factor MCM3-like. Gene Ontology annotation, molecular function: ATP binding; single-stranded DNA binding; single-stranded DNA helicase activity. NCBI's taxonomy places the organism in Eukaryota, Metazoa, Arthropoda, Insecta, Hemiptera, Aphididae. The record is from RefSeq and is a predicted model, not a curated record. Gene Ontology annotation, biological process: double-strand break repair via break-induced replication; mitotic DNA replication initiation; DNA strand elongation involved in DNA replication. Gene Ontology annotation, cellular component: MCM complex; nucleus. The coding region runs from base 1 to 540 and encodes 179 amino acids. The transcript has a single exon.
AUGGACAAUAUUCAGUUGGAAUACAUGGAUUUUUUAGACGACGAAAUGACUCUUAAUGUGUACAAUCGCAAAGUGAGAACAAUGAUUCAUGACAACGACCAAAGACUACUUGUCGACGUAAAUGAUGUACAUAAGUACAAUACAUAUAGGGCCAAACAAUUAAUAAUAAAUUACAUCGAUGAAGAGUUAGCGCUAAAGCAUGCUCUCAAAGAAUUUGUCAAACGCAUAGAUUUAAGUUAUUGGAAUAAAUUUGAUGAAUUUUUCGUUGGUUUCUUUGGAGGGAACCAUGUUACACCUCGGACAAUGAAGUCUAAAUUCUUAGGCACUUUGGUGUGCUUGGAAGGUGUAGUCUCAAAGUGUACCCAGGUGCAAUCCAUCCUCGUAAAAAGUGUGUACUAUUGCCCGACUACUAAAACUGUGUCUGAGCACAUCCAUACAGACUUCAUGUCAUCAUCAUUCGUCUUUAUUUCGGCAACAUCUAGUUGUGUUUAUCCAACAAGAAACGAUGAUGGUGUCCAAAGAUUACCCAAAUCUAGGUGA